AAAUGAUGUUGUUAAUAUACCAUCUAAUGAAGCUAUCAUUUAUGCCAAAUACUGCGUGGUUUAAAAAAACAAAAGCUCACAAUCUUUACUGAACGAAUUUUUGUCCGAAUCGUCCAAGAAAUAUUUGUUCAUAAUUGUCUUGGCGAAAUCUCAGCGUGAUUUAUGAUGUUGGACCUGUAGUUGUCAAAUAGCUCGAAGUGGAUAACCUGCCGGUAUGUGAAAUAGUUACAAAAAUGUAUUGUUGAUUUUUAUAAAAACACGGUGAAUUGAAGCAAUGUUGAUAAUAACGCAUUUCAAAAAAGGAUUGGAAAAAUGGUUGCAGAUGUCAACAAUACACCGCCGAGCUAUUGCCGCUGCAGUGGACCGGUGCUGGAAAUGUAGCAGUUCCGAAGUCUCCAAUAUGUUUUUCUGUGGCUCCUGUGGGACAAUACGCGCAACAUCGAAGGAACAAGAUUUCUUCAAAUUGUUAAAAGUGAACAAGGAAUUUAAGAUAGAUUCCACGACACUUGUGCAGAAUUAUCGUCAUAUUCAAAGUAUGAUACAUCCGGACAAGUUUGCUCAGAAAUCAGAACAAGAAAAAGCGAUCGCGUUGGAAUGGAGCUCUUUAGUUAACAAAGCUUAUAGGACUCUUUCAAAAUCGAUUGAAAGAGGCAAGUAUUUACUUGCGCUAAGCGGUGUAACCAUAUCGGAAGAAAAUACUUCCAUUGAUAAAGAAUUUCUCUUUAACAUGAUGGAUGUAAAUGAAUCUGUGGAAGACGCACAAACUACGGAAGAGCUGCAGAAAAUAGCAUCAAAAUUAUCAGUAGAAGUCGAUGAGCUUCAUUCAAAUCUUGUACGACGAUUCGAGUCCAAUGACAUGGAAGGCGCCAAAGAGACGAUAAUUCGUCUGAAAUAUAUGCUAAAUGUAGAGGGUAUCAUUAAAGAAAAGCUGUUACAGCUGAAUUUGAAAUCAUAAUAAGCAUUGCUUUCGUAAGCAUGUUAGAAUAAAGGGUGUAUAUAGUAGUGUGAAAUGAAAUAAAACUUCAUAUUAAUAGAGGAUAA
Anopheles funestus (African malaria mosquito) is the source of this 1041-nucleotide messenger RNA. It is a transcript of the gene Hsc20, whose product is annotated as iron-sulfur cluster co-chaperone protein HscB. Bases 275 to 955 code for a protein of 226 amino acids. Gene Ontology annotation, biological process: [2Fe-2S] cluster assembly; protein complex oligomerization. The record is from RefSeq and is a predicted model, not a curated record. Gene Ontology annotation, cellular component: mitochondrion. The transcript is spliced from 3 exons. NCBI's taxonomy places the organism in Eukaryota, Metazoa, Arthropoda, Insecta, Diptera, Culicidae. Gene Ontology annotation, molecular function: ATPase activator activity; protein-folding chaperone binding.